UGAGUUUAUUUCUGGCUUAUUUUAGAUUUCUUGUUGCACAUAGCCAUCAAAACAGGUGUGACAAAUUGCUAGUUAACUAAAUUUGCUGGUUCACAAACUGUUCAGUACAGUGUACUUCUAGUUUUCACUCGUUUGACCUUAAUGAACUGAAUGAAGAAAUAAACCGGGAAAUAUUUCGCACAUCAAAGAAGGUUUGAGCUCCACAGCAUUAUAUGAUCAUCAUGGCCCAAUGGCAGUUCAAAGGUGUUUCACAGUCAGCACAAAGUUUUCUGUUAGGUAAACCACCAAAUUGAACUCUAAAACACUUUUGUUUUAGACAGAUUUUGUUGGAGACAUUGCUUGUUAUAUCGGUGCCUUCUCCAUUAACCAUCUCCAUUAACCUCAGGUUGCUCCCAUGGGAUGUAAUAAUUGUAUUAUGAACAAAAGUACUUUACUAUUUACUAUAUUUCACUUUGGAUAAAAGCAUCUUCUAAAUGAUUACUGACAUAACAGUAAAUCCACUGGUAUUUCAACAGCAUGUUUCCAAGCUAUUCUGUACAUACAAAGUAGUGGACAUAGAGCUAAUCUAUUUAUCGGCAUAGAUCUUUAAAGUUCUGUGCCCUUGGGAAAGUCAGGCUAUUCCAGACAAGCAUGAAACGGGUUGCCUGACUACGUCAUUGCGAUGGGAAGUGAGGUGUUUAUAUUCAGAAGGUGAGCUUCACCAAAAAGCUUGCCAUUCAGCAUGCCCACAUCCCCUCCAUUCUUAAAAUAUUACUCCAUGGCAAAUGUUCAAUCUAAUUACAUUAUGUAGAGGAGGAAGUUUCUCAGACAAAUGGCCUUAUGCUUCCAAAAUUGAAUUGCAUCCAAAUUCCAAGACGUUAGGAGAGUGAAUGAGAGUUCUUAAUGGUUUUGUUUUCAGUGUGUUUUUCUGAAUGAGUCUCUCUCUAAUGUCUUGUAGGUUUGAUCGUGACAGAUGUGAUGGACAAGUUUCAAGUAAGAUGUCAGAAAACCCAAGCUCAUAUGAGCGAAUCAGCAGUACAGUGUAAAUAUGAACUACAAAGACACCCUACAGACGCAGAUACUGGAAGCGGUGGGAAACAAGAAGUUGGCAUUUGGUGCUGAUUUAUCAGAAGGGAAACUCAAACACUUUCAGGACGAGCAGAUUGGAAACCUUUACGAGCUUAUGCUUGAGUCCACAAAACCCAACAGGCAAUUUGAUAUUCAGGAGGAGGGAAUACCAAAGUAACACCCUCUGAAGGGAAAAGAAGGUUUCUUUAUCUCCUCUCUAUGGGGAAGUCGUCCCAUCAGGACAUAUUUUGACUCAUUAUAAAGGACUUUUGUUCAUAGCAAAGACUAAUGAUUACAUUAAAAUGCUUCAAAAAGUA
Messenger RNA from Cyprinus carpio (common carp), 1364 nucleotides. Its product is annotated as succinate dehydrogenase assembly factor 3, mitochondrial. The record is from RefSeq and is a predicted model, not a curated record. The transcript has 2 exons. NCBI's taxonomy places the organism in Eukaryota, Metazoa, Chordata, Actinopteri, Cypriniformes, Cyprinidae. The coding region runs from base 1028 to 1225 and encodes 65 amino acids.